UAAUGUAUUUACAUAAUUAAGUCACGUUAUUUUGACUUUGAAACUAAUAGUCUUCAUAUUCUUGAACCAUAAUCUGGAUAUCGACAAAUUUGCAGUACCUCAUCAAAUUUAAUUAAUUUCGAGUUGCAUCUGGUGCAGACUUGCAAGAACAUGGCAGCGCCCAUGUGGAUCAACGCGUUGGAGGUGUAUGUCAAUGGACAUCAAGCUACAGGUGUUGACACCAUUUCAAAAGGUAUUAUUGGGAAAGAAAUACAGCUAGUUGAACUAAUAGAAAAGCUUGGUCCUCACUUAACCAGUGCUGACACAGCUGUAAGAUGUAGAGGAACACGACUAUUGGGAGAGGUUCUGCACAGGUUGCCAAAAGAUUUCCUCACAAUAAAGGAAGUGGAGCUGUUGGUAAACUUCUUCAGUGAUAGAUUAAAGGAUCAUCAUUCAGUGACUCCACAUGUGCUGUUUGGUUUACUUGCUAUGUCCACUUUCACCCACCUGCCACCUGGUAGUGGACAACAGAUGGUGAAGGAAGUAUCCAAAGAAGUGCAUGUUCAGUCUUUGGCUCAAGCAGACCGGCGAUCUGCAUACAGUAUACUAAUAAAUUUACUUCAUACUAAGAUGGAGGAACUUAAACCAAUGGGAGCAGACUUUGUAUAUAGCUUCAUCCAAACAAUGGAUGGUGAACGAGACCCACGAAAUUUGGUCCUUGCCUUCAAUAUUGUUCCUGUAAUAGUGCAGAACUUUCCUAUAGGAAUGUUUGCAGAGGAGUUAUUUGAAGUCACUUCCUGUUAUUUUCCCAUUGAUUUUACUCCGCCUCCAAAUGACCCCCAUGGAGUUACUAAGGAUGAAUUGGUGUUGGGUUUACAAAGGUGCAUGGCAGCCACUCCUCUGUUUGCCCAGUAUUGUCUGCCUUUGCUCAUUGAGAAGAUGACUUCUGAUGUACAGAGUGCAAAGAAGGAUGCUUUUCACACAUUAGCAAAAUGUACAGAAACCUAUGCUGCCAAAGAUUUCCAAGAAUUCCUAAGUUCUCUUUUUAUGUGUAUGAAGAGAGAGGUGCUGUCAGGUGUCAGUGAAAUGGUGGAAGGUGCUGCACUGAGUGCUCUUACAGCUGUGGUUUCAGUUCUCUCUACUGGUGUCCAGCAGAAAAACUCAGAAACAUUACUAGAUGGGUUUUUGAAGGACAUCAUCAAAGACUGUAGACACCACCUGACACAGCCAGAGCUGAAGUUAAUGUACCCGAGUGGGAAACUACUCCAGGCAGCUGCAGCAGGGUCAGACCAGGCUUGCUGUAUUAUACUGAGGGAGAUCAUACCUUUAUUACUGGAACAAUUUCAUAAACAUACUCAGGUGCUGAAUCGGAGGUCUGUACUCGAUGUGCUGCUGGGUUUUAUCAAGAUUUCCAAGAGGUUUAAUGGCUCAGAUGAGAAAAAUCCUGUUGCUGAGUACAAAGAUGCCAUAAUGACAGUGCUGUUUUCCUUAUUGAGUGAAACAAAUUUUCUGUUACGUUGUGCUGGGUUGACUGGCAUUGUGGGGAUGUUGACCUUGACUGGGGUCACAUCUGAGGAGGAGCAAUGUCUGGCAGCAGAACACAUGUUGAAGCUUGUGCUAGAGGAUAAAGAUUCAUCUGUUAGAACAGAAGCCACUACAGCCUUAACAUUUAUGAGCUCAGAAUUGACAUGGAUAGCCUGUAAAAUUGUAUUACCUAAAUUAGUUGAAUAUCUAAAAACAGAUUUCAUGGAAACAGACCAGAGCAGUCCUCAUUUGUCAAGUGGAUAUUUACUCAAUACCCUGGCUGCCAUAUCAGUACAUAAGGACAUAAUACAAGAAACAGUACCCAUCUUGUAUCAGCAACUGGAGGAUUUGACAAACAGACCAGAGACUGAUUACUCUGAGGCUGAAUUAUGCUUGAACUGCAUAGCAAACAUUGUGCAAUCUUCUGUCCAGGAAAAAGAAAAUUUAGACUUUUUUUAUGAACACCUGUUACAAAAGCUGCUGAAGAUAUCACUGCAAAGUUUUAUUAAUUAUUUAAGCAGGACUGAACAUGUUCUUUGGAAACAGGACAUUUUACUGAAAUUAUGCAGUGUCAUCAGAACUAUAUGUCAGCAUUUAUCACAGAGGCAGGGAGAGGAGAUGGUUAAAAAUGUACUUGCAGUAUAUGUUGAAGGGCAGUCCCAUUUGUGGUUAGGUGGAGCAGAGGCUGAGGGAGCAUUUAAACCAUUACAGGCUUCAUCACCUUGGCAACAGACCCAGGCACUGCAUGUCUUUUUGGCAGUUAUAUGUGCACUUCAUCAAAAUGUUUUGGUUCCUUCCUUAUACAGCCUAUUGGAUAUGUUGGUUAAUCUCACUCUACAGUUAUCACAUUCAUUGUCUCAGCUGGGGACAGUGAAAUGUUUAGCAGGGCUCAUCAACAAAGCUCCACAAGGCACAGAAUUGGAUUCUUAUCUUGAAUCUUUGAAGCAGAAGCUGGAGACUUUGCUGAACACAGGAGUUGAGAGUGGACAACACCAGGGAGCAGCACUUGUAUGGCAGUGGGUCACCAAGGCACUGGUACUCAGAGGUCACCCCAUUUCUGGAAAGUUUGUUGAAAAAAUGAUGACCUUUUUUGAAAAUUCUAACUUGAACAAAUUGGCAGCAGAUGGGUUCUACAUAGUUAUGGCAGAGUUUGAUGAUGUGAUGACAAAACACAUGCACGCAAUCAUCAGACCACUUUACAAACAACGCUUCUUUCACCUUACAUUACCUGGACUUAUUCAAGGUUUUAAUUCAACCAUUGCAGACAGAAAGCAGUUUUACCUAACAGCUUUGUCAUACUUGCUGAGAUUUGUCCCGAAGCAAGUCUUGCUGAGUGAAUUACCCCCACUUGUCCCCCUCCUAGUCCAGUCCUUGUUGAUAGAAGAGGUCAGUUUACAGCUGUCCACAAUGACCACAAUGUAUGAUCUGAUGCAUGAUGCACCACUUAUCCUGGGGGAAUACUUAGAUACUCUGAUACCUAAGUUUCUGAAGCUUUCUAGAUAUGAGCCAUCAAUGAAAGUGCGUAUAGCAGCCCUGCAGUGUCUAGGCAUGAUGACCACCCUGCCCCAGCACUUGACCACUCCACACCAGAAGACAGUGGUCAGAGAACUGGCGCAUCCUUUGGACGACAAAAAGAGACUGGUGAGAAAGGAGGCAGCACAGGCAAGAGGAGAAUGGUACCUUUUGGAAACCAUGCAGAAGUAACUUACAUCGAGUUCCAGAGAGGAAAUUUUGAUAAAAGCAUCAGGAAAGUUGAACUACUUCAGUGUAUGGACACUGACACAGCUUGGGAGAAAAGGCAAAUUUUAAUUGGUAACAGCCACCAGCAGUCUGUGCCUGGCACUGCAGUUUGCAGAACAGAAUUUCCAAAUGCUGUGUCUUCAAAAUAUUUAACAGGCUCUGUUGUACACAUCUCUGACAAGUGACAUGCUGCAUUUUUAGAUUUUGUCUGAAUUCUAUGUAAUGUUGUAAUGUAAUGUUGUCUCACUUUUCAUUAUUACUUCUUCAUUUCUGAGUUUUGAGUAGAAAACAUAAGUUAAUAUAUGUUCCAUAGAACAUUUAUCCCACAUGAUGCAUCCAUAACAAAAAAUUAAUUAAAGUGAUGUAAAAAAAAUCAAAUGAUUUUUAAUACUGGAUAUUUAGCUGUCGGAUUCAAAUUAAAUAAAAAUCAUGUAUUAUCGUAAUUUUAGAGAUAUAUUUGUUAAAUAUAUUCUGUAAGCACUAUUAUCUUCAAAGUAACAGUAAAUAUUUCAAUAAAGCACCCAUCACAAAUAGUCACUGCAUGAUUCAUUGUUCUUGUCUAAUUCGUUCAGGCCAUGAUUUGUUUCAUAUAAUAUAUAUGUAAACAUACAAAUGAAUAUUUUACCAUCAGGAUUCACGAAGACCACUGCUGCACAUAGUAUUUAGACCCUGUAAAUCAACAUUAUCACUAUCAUAAUGAUGAUGUGUUCAAAACUGAUCUCCCUAAAUUUCUAGUCUAAAAAAGACCCUGUUCCAUCUAGGUGGUGCCUGUUAAGAUACAAAAUAUAACCCUGUAAAUGUCUGGUUCCAGCAAACCACUUGACAAUGGCAAACAUACUUUUUAUUUCAAAAACUUGCACCUUACAGAACCUGGAUAUCAUUUUUGUUGAGUACUUUCUUUCAAUAAAAGCGAGAAGUGUUUUGGUAGAAGCACAUGUCAGCUCCUG
Molecule: messenger RNA, 4190 nt
Organism: Lingula anatina
Lineage: Eukaryota; Metazoa; Brachiopoda; Lingulata; Lingulida; Lingulidae
Product: MMS19 nucleotide excision repair protein homolog
Cellular component (GO): MMXD complex; cytosolic [4Fe-4S] assembly targeting complex
Source: RefSeq, a predicted model, not a curated record